Messenger RNA from Talaromyces marneffei, 411 nucleotides. RefSeq lists its product as uncharacterized. The record is from RefSeq and is a predicted model, not a curated record. The coding region runs from base 1 to 411 and encodes 136 amino acids. Lineage: Eukaryota; Fungi; Ascomycota; Eurotiomycetes; Eurotiales; Trichocomaceae. The transcript has a single exon. Gene Ontology annotation, molecular function: protein binding.
AUGCUCCUGGAUUUAAUCCUGUCAUAUGGUGCCAAUAUCAACCAUGCCGAGAGCAACGGCAGAACGCCAUUGCACAUCUUUGCUCAGAAUCUUCGGCAGGUUUCGGCGGCAAAGUUCUUAAUUACACACGGGGCAGAUUUUCGCGCGCGGGGGUUUUUGAUUGAUCAUGUACGCCGUGGUGGGAGAGAUGAGCUAGUAACAACUGCGAACAGGAUCAGGCUUCAGGAUGAGAUGAUGCGUGCUCUGCAGGAAGCCGCCGCGGAGGAUACUGCUAUGUUGAUGAGCCAGCCAAAUGUGGAGGGUAAAACUCCGCAGGACUUGCUGGAGGAAACGAGAAAUCGGUGGCAUGGAAUGGGCCAGCCCAUACACCCCGGAAGAGGCAGAGGCAGAGGGCAGCCAGUAGGUGCAUAA